AGCCAUGCAGUGAUUGAUAGUUUGGAUCAUCCAAUCAUCAUGCCAAGUAGGCCACAUCAUGGAUGAGCUAGAGAGGGAGUCAAGGGGGUUUUCUGGUUCGUCUUGGUCCACCAUUCUCCAUUUACUGUCAGUCAUCAAAAACGCAUCGACCGUGCGUAAACAUGCUAGCUCGGUCCAUCAAUUGGACGGUCCACAUACAAAGAUCAAAUUGCACUAAUCAACGGUUUCUAGGAUUGAAAUAAUUUACUAGAUGGAAGCCCGUCCUUGUUGGACCAUGAUGAACGGUAUGCAAUGAUUUACAGUUUUGACAGGGUGCGGCCCGUGCUUCGGUAAAUCCAGACCAUUGUUCCGUUUGCAUCUCUCCAGGCAUAACCAUUGUUCCUGGCCGUUGAUAUUGGGACCAGUUCUUUUCAGUUGAAACGUGAACCGUUGUUGUGUCUUUCCCUUCGUAACUGUCUAUGUAUCUGUAGGGCACGAAUCGAAAGGCUCAGAUUGUCCUAUAAUCGGGGAUUUCUUUGGAGCAUCAUGUGGCCCACUUUUUAUUUUCAAACGACUCGGGUCGGGUAUCUACUGGCCAACAGAAGUUUGAAAAUUGCUACCGUUUCAGGACCUAAAACACUGCUUAUCUAAACCAUGAUCACCAACCAUUCGAUAAAAUUCCUCACCCAAGAAGUACUCCUGCAAUUACUCACAUGUUGAAGCGUUUGAGUAAACACCUCCCUUCCAGAGCUCUUGAAACCCUCCACAACCUGCUCCGAUUGGGCUGGUCAGACGAUAUCGACCAUGUCGCCAUCUCGAUCGCUCUGAAAUGCUUCCGUGGAGAUCUGUGUUCUGGUACUCAAAUCCAUGCCAUCACAAUCUCAUCUGGUCUUGAUUCGUAUGUCUCUGUUUCUAAUUCCCUCAUGAACAUGUACUCCAAGUCCAGGCAAUUCGAUCAAGCGCUUGUGAUCUUUGAGGCGUUAUCUAAUCGGGAUAUUGUUUCUUGGAACACCAUUCUCUCAGGCUUCCAUCAGAGUGACGAUGCAUUGGGAUUCAUGCUCCGAAUGUGUCAAGCAGGCAUUGGCUUUGAUGCCGUGACUUACACUACCGCUCUAGCCUUCUGUGCGGAGGUUGGAGAGCUCAAUUUUGGAUUGCAAUUGCAUUCACUUGUAUUGAAAUCUGGAUUUGAUUCAGAAACAUUUGUUGGCAAUGCACUUAUAUCAUUUUAUGCAAGGUAUCACUGUCUCAAUGAAGCGAAAAGAGUGUUUGAUGAAAUGUCCAAUAGAGAUUUGGUUUCUUGGAAUGCUUUGAUUUCUGGUUACACACAAGAAGGGGACUACGAGCUAGAAGCAAUUUGGGUCUUUGUUGAAAUGUUGAAAGAGGGGAUGGAACUCGACCACGUCUCUUUCGCGAGUGUGAUAUCAGCUUGUGGCCAUGAAAGAAGCUUAGAUCUUGGAAGGCAAAUACAUGGGUUAGCAUUAAAAGCAGGGUAUGGAAUCCACGUUUCUGUUUCGAACGUUCUCUUGUCAAUGUAUUCAAAGUGUGAAAUUGCCAAAGACGCGAAGGUGGUUUUUGAAAACAUGGUCGAACGGAAUGUCGUCUCCUGGACGACGAUGAUCUCUAUAGAUGAGGGAAAUGCGGUUUCACUCUUCAAUGAGAUGCGACGGGAUGGGGUUUAUCCGAAUGAUGUGACGUUUGUUGGAUUAGUCCCUGCUGUUUCCACCGAGAAUUCGGUGAAAGAUGGCCAAAUGAUUCAUGUGUUUUGCUUAAAAACUGGUUUCUUGUCAGAAGUGAAUGUCUCUAACUGUUUGAUUACCAUGUAUGCAAAAUUCAAGUCCAUGGAAGAGUCUAAAAGGGUCUUUGAUGAACUGAAUUAUAGAGAGAUUGUUUCUUGGAAUGCUUUGAUUUCCGGCUAUGCUCAAAAUGGACUAUGUCAAGAAGCUUUACAGACCUUCUCUUUUAUGAUAUUGGAAGAGAAGCCAAACCAAUUCACUUUUGGCAGCAUCCUCAGUUCAAUUGCCUCUGCUGAAGCUGUGUCCCUGAUGCAUGGCCGACAGUCCCACUGCUGGACAAUCAAGCUAGGCCUGAACACUGAUGAGGUCGUCUUGGGUGCGCUUGUCCAUAUGUAUGCCAAACGGGGGAGCAUCACAGAAUCUCAACUGGUGUUUGAUGAGGUACCUCAGAGAAGCCUAGUGGCAUGGACUGCAAUCAUCACGUCCCACGCUAUGCAUGGGGAUUAUGAAUCUGUGAUGAGUUUGUUUAAAAGGAUGGAAAGGGCCAGAGUGCAGCCUGAUUCAAUCACGUUCCUUGCUGUACUCACAGCUUGUAGCCGCAGGGGGAUGGUCGACGUGGGUUGUCAAGUAUUCAAUUCGAUGGUCAGAGAUCAUCUGAUCGAGCCAUCCGCAGAGCAUUUUUCCUGUAUGGUGGAUAUGUUGGGCCGGGCAGGGCAGCUUGAGGAGGCUGAGGAAUUUAUGAAGCGGAUGCCAACAGGGCCCAGUUUGUCUGCAUUGCAAAGUCUGCUUGGAGCUUGUAGGAUACAUGGGAAUGUGGAGAUGGGCAAGAGGGUAUCUGAUGCUUUGAUGGAGAUGGGGCCCAUGGAGUCUGGGGUAUAUGUAUUGAUGUCCAACAUCUAUGCUGAGAAAGGGGAGUGGGAGAAGGUGGCAAAGAUAAGGAAAGGGAUGAGAGAGAGGGGGGUGAAGAAGGAGGUUGGGUGCAGUUGGGUGGACAUGGUCCACGUUGAUGGUGCCAUGCAUAUGCAUGGAUUCACGUCCGAUGAUCGGUCACAUCCAAGGGCCGAGGAGAUAUGUAGGAUGGUGGAGUGUUUGGGACUAGAAAUGAGAUUUUUGGAGAGAAGGGGAUUCUGAGUGGUCUUUUGAAACCAACAGCCUUAAAAACCAAUUUUGAGAUUCCUUGAAAUCGUGUACUCACUAAUUUUGAUUCCUCAAAAUCUCAUUGGACUUCCGUAUCCCUAUUAGCAAAAUUCCAUCGAUUUCAGCUACUUAGAGUUGGAUCUUAGUGAAAGGAGACAAAGGCGGGAAGAAGAAAAAGAUUCAAGCAGUUCUUUUAUAAACUCAGAUUUUCAGGUUAAAAACAUGGGUGUUGAAUUUUGGUGUCAGUCAUCCAAAUGGGACAAAUGGAAACCAAAUUCGAUUCCGACAGGUGACAUGAUCCAGGGAGUUUCAGUUCUGAUUUACAUCCAAACAGAAAUGAGAGUGUUGGGCAUCCAAACAGGAGAAAACGGAAACCAAAUUCACCUCCCCAGAGAUGAUGGAGUUUCAUUUUUGAAGUACAUCCAAACAGUUGGUCCCUAUUUGGAUUGGUGGAAUCCAAAAAGUAACCGUGGAAAAGAAAACAUUCUCCACGGACCAGACUAACCUGAUUUUCAGCCCAGGUCAUCUACAUCAUGUGUCCCCUUCAUAUACAGCUCGGAUGCCCUCCACAGGCACAGGUUAAGAAGAGAUUACUCGAUGAGCUGGGCUCAUGUGAUCAUGUGUAGAGGUGUGUGGAGGGGCAGGCAAACCUCAAUCUAUGAGAUUAGAUGGAUUAGAAAUCCUAUAUUACACAAUGCACUGAAA
Magnolia sinica is the source of this 3554-nucleotide messenger RNA. Its product is annotated as pentatricopeptide repeat-containing protein At4g32430, mitochondrial. The record is from RefSeq and is a predicted model, not a curated record. The coding region runs from base 693 to 2843 and encodes 716 amino acids. Gene Ontology annotation, molecular function: RNA binding; protein binding. Gene Ontology annotation, biological process: RNA modification. The transcript has a single exon. Lineage: Eukaryota; Viridiplantae; Streptophyta; Magnoliopsida; Magnoliales; Magnoliaceae.